Elgaria multicarinata webbii is the source of this 5428-nucleotide messenger RNA. RefSeq names its product DEAD-box helicase 6 (gene DDX6). Gene Ontology annotation, biological process: negative regulation of translation; cytoplasmic stress granule assembly; P-body assembly. The record is from RefSeq and is a predicted model, not a curated record. Gene Ontology annotation, molecular function: ATP binding; mRNA binding; RNA helicase activity. Gene Ontology annotation, cellular component: P-body; cytoplasmic stress granule. Lineage: Eukaryota; Metazoa; Chordata; Lepidosauria; Squamata; Anguidae. Bases 251 to 1702 code for a protein of 483 amino acids. The transcript is spliced from 13 exons.
GAAGUGAAUGGUUUUGGAUAGAACUCAAGUUUGUUCGAAGACUUUUUAAAAAGAGUUGUUCCAGUGCAUCAGUGCAAGUGACUGCUUUACUCUUGAGUGACUUUACAGGUGCUUGCCUGCAUUGCAAUAAAAGACUCAUUUAUUGAGCAGGACCUUAUUUAUCUCUUCAUUUUGGAGAGUCUAAUAAACUAUUACCGUUUCUGUACUCACAAAGUUUUGAAGUUGAAAAGACAUCUUUACAAAGCAAAACAUGAGUACAGCCAGAACAGAGAACCCUGUUAUAAUGGGUCUCUCCAGUCAAAAUGGACAACUUAGGGGCCCAGUAAAACCCACUGGCGGUCCAGGAGGCGGGGGAACACAGGCUCAGCAACAGAUAAACCAGCUGAAACAUCCCAACACAAUCAACAACGGCACUCAGCAGCAAGCACAGAGCAUGGCCUCCACUAUCAAACCUGGCGAUGACUGGAAGAAGACUUUAAAACUCCCACCAAAAGAUCUGAGAAUCAAAACUUCGGAUGUGACGUCCACAAAAGGAAAUGAAUUUGAAGAUUACUGUCUGAAGCGGGAGUUGCUGAUGGGAAUUUUUGAAAUGGGCUGGGAAAAGCCAUCUCCUAUUCAGGAGGAGAGCAUCCCCAUUGCUUUGUCUGGGAGGGACAUCUUGGCUAGAGCUAAGAACGGAACCGGCAAGAGCGGUGCCUACCUCAUUCCCUUACUUGAACGGCUUGACUUAAAGAAGGAUAACAUACAAGCAAUGGUGAUUGUUCCCACACGAGAACUUGCCCUCCAGGUCAGUCAGAUCUGCAUCCAGGUCAGCAAACACAUGGGAGGAGCCAAAGUGAUGGCAACAACAGGAGGAACCAACCUGCGUGAUGACAUAAUGAGGCUUGAUGAUACAGUGCAUGUGGUUAUAGCUACGCCAGGGAGGAUUCUGGAUCUCAUCAAGAAAGGAGUAGCAAAGGUGGACCAUGUCCAGAUGAUAGUUCUAGAUGAGGCAGACAAGUUGCUGUCGCAAGAUUUUGUUCAAAUAAUGGAGGACAUUAUUCUCACGCUACCUAAAAACAGGCAGAUCUUGCUGUACUCGGCCACGUUCCCUCUAAGUGUACAGAAGUUUAUGAAUUCCCACUUGCAGAAACCAUAUGAGAUUAACUUGAUGGAGGAGCUGACACUGAAGGGAGUUACCCAGUACUAUGCUUAUGUAACAGAGCGCCAGAAAGUGCAUUGUCUCAACACACUCUUCUCCAGGCUCCAAAUUAAUCAAUCGAUCAUCUUCUGCAACUCCUCCCAACGGGUUGAACUGCUAGCUAAGAAAAUCUCCCAGCUGGGGUAUUCGUGCUUCUACAUUCAUGCAAAAAUGAGACAGGAGCACCGCAAUCGAGUGUUCCACGAUUUCCGGAAUGGUUUAUGCCGUAAUCUUGUUUGCACUGAUCUGUUUACCCGAGGUAUUGAUAUCCAAGCUGUGAAUGUUGUGAUAAACUUUGAUUUUCCAAAGCUGGCAGAGACAUAUCUCCACCGCAUUGGCAGAUCAGGUCGAUUUGGCCAUCUUGGCCUAGCCAUCAACUUGAUCACCUAUGAUGAUCGAUUCAACCUGAAAAGUAUUGAAGAGCAGCUGGGUACAGAAAUCAAGCCCAUCCCCAGUAACAUUGACAAGAGCCUGUAUGUGGCAGAAUACCACAGUGAGCCCGUAGAAGAUGAGAAACCCUAACCGCUGCGCUUUGCUUAAACACACAAGCUGAAGCCCUUUGAUCUGGACACGUGAUACAUCAUUUCUUUGGGGAUGCCCUUCUCUUUGUGGGUUUUUCCAUCUUUUUGUUUUGGAACUAUGAAGAUUAAAGAGCUGAGUGUUUUUUUCUCCCCCCCCCCCUCUUUUUUUUUUUUUUUUUUAAAAAAAUCUGGCUGUGAGGAUGAAAGCAGAAGAUAGGAAGGAAAUACCUUUGUUUUCCCCACUUGUUUGCACUGUGUGCUGACUGAACAUUAGUUGCACUAACUGCUGGUUUUAAUUUCUUUCUUUGUGGUGGAGAAGAAGAACUCUGAAAAGAGAAGACUCCCAAACUCAAGCUUGACUGCGAUUUCAGAUUCUCACCCACAGCCGCCUGACUGAGUGCAUUUCAACUCCCCCCCCCACCCCCGGCUCCUCAUCUGUCUUUUAAGCUAAAGAGCUUGUUACUUAUUUGUGCAAAGUGCCUUAUGCUAUGAGACCAUUCAGAAUAUCACCUUUCAGAUACAGCCCAAGGAGUCAUUUUGGUACAGGUCAAAGCCCCCCUUCUCCCCCCACCUCCACACCCUUCCUCUCCCUGCACGCAAACUGGGCCGGGAGGUGACACUUGUCAGUAAUCGUUUUUUGUUUAACUUUUUUUUUCCUUUUUUAAUGGAGGAGUUGAGAUGCAGUUGCAGUUCACCCACUCUGUAAAUAACGUGUAUUUAAACAAAAUAACCUGGACCAUCUGGGUUGAGUUGAGUGCAACUUCGGCACUCCAGGAGGAAAGAGCCACUUGCCACCCACCUGCAGCCGGAGCCACAUCCGAAAAACCCCUCGUGCUCUUGCAGAACACUACAGACUGGUUUCCGUGAGUCUCCACUGGUGGUCACAGCACUUGCUAGGCAGACUGGUCUCAGAGCCGUGGCAGUCUUUCCUCCCUGAAGUGUGUUCCACAGAAAAUUGGAUGUGUAUACUUGUAUAAACUCUGUAAAUAUGUGUUUUUCUGUUAUGGGUUCAUAUAUAACUUUUCUUUUUCCUUUUUUCCUUGUUUUUGAUGAAGUUUGCUGGGGUUAAAGGGAUUAUAGAUAGAUCUUGACAGCAGCUAAAGGUGAGAGGGGCUCAGUUUUCUGCAACACUGCUCCAUGCCAAGCGCUACAACGUCAGACCGUGGGGCUUGCUCUGCUCGGAAGAGACCUAGGUCUGGGGCAAAGAUGUGCCGUGAGCGCUUUGAGGCAUCUCGUAUUUCCCCUUCCAAAACGACAGAAAGGGAGCCUGGGGCCCCUGCAGGGGCAAAGGCCUUGCUUGCCUUGGCCAAGGCAGAGCAGGACAUACCAAGCGUGGACUUGGGACUACAAAGAGCAAAUGCCAUUGGCUGAUCGUGCACUGGGUUGCCUCCUGCAACUUCGUUGUGACUCUGUCUCAAGUCUGUCUGCCCAGAGCCUCUGUCUGCCCAGGCCAGAGCAAGCCCCCUGCCUGGGCGGUUUGCUCUCCUUUGCUGCAGCUGUUCCCACUUGCCUUGUAUGUGGCAGGCAAAUGCUUUCGGUCCAAGUAGUGUUGCUUUAAAUUGUGCCCCUCCCAAUAUGCUUGAUGUUUGGCCUGAUCUCCAGGCAAAAGGAGUGAGACAACUCGGCCUGUAAACUUCUUAAGAAUUCCCUUCCAGCCUGACCAGCAGCAGGCUGCCAGGAGGCAGCAGGGCCAGCACAGCCCCCUCUUGGCCCAGGCCCCGCAUCUUCAAAAACGGCACUUGUGACGCCGCCCUGCUUUCGAAGCGGAGUUGCCCAAAUUUCUCUCUGCGUUGGAAUUGGAAAACGACAACGUUACCCAGCCCACCCCUUCGAGAUCUGUGCUGGAACUGGCUGCCUCCUGACAGCCCUUUCAAGUGAAAAUGUUUUGUUUAAGUAACUCCACAGAAACGUAGCAGAAGCUGCACUAAAGUACAGCUCCACUGUUGGGGACUUUACUGCGGCUGCAUCAGACUGGCAAGUACUCUGUGUGUGUCGGGGGUGGGGUGGGGGGGGAGGCUUUGCGCGUGGGAAACUGACCAAAAGCAAAACCUUGCUCUUCCGCUGCAGCCAGUUUUGUCUUCCCAACAGAGGAGAGGAGGGGUCAUUUUAGUGCAAAAGGUGACAAGUGUGCAGAAAUCUAGAGUCCUGUGAGAACAUGCACACCUGAUGUGGUGCCAUGAGUUGAGGUGGCAGCUAUGCCCCAUGCCAUGCUCAUCUAGUCACUCUUUAAGCACAGCAUUUUUAAAUGGAAAGUAUUACUUUAAAUGUGGCCGCCUAGCCAAAGAGCGGCAUUUGCCUAGAUUCUUGAGCACCAUUUUUGGGUGGCUUUUGUUGGGUCAGAAAGCCACCUGACCUCGGUGCAUAGAGUUCUCUCUCCAGAGCCAAGAGGGAUUUGUAAAUGGAAAGAUGCUCCAGUCGAUGACUAGGCAGACCCUGGUCCGUUUUUUCCUCCCUUCAUCAUCUAAAAACAAACGCUGAGGGUUUUGGAUUCUUGUUCAUAAAGGUAAACUGCCAGCAAUAUCUCCAUUGAUUGCAGCUGUUUCUCUGGAGAUCCAAAGAGUAAACCCUGAGGUGUCUUGACUGGCUUCGCCUCCUGUGGUACGUCAAGUGACCCCAAUCUGUAGGAAUAAAACCCUCCGAGCUGGAGGCAAAGCCAGACUUCAGUUCGAUACCUCAGUGUGCUCAGCUCAGAAAGUGCUGCACUCGCCAGAGGUUGCCCGGGGGUGGGGUGGGGUGGGGUGGGGUGGGGGGUGGGCGGUGUUUUGCUUUUUAAGUUUCUUUCGAAUGAGAUGGGAGCAUCUUUCCUUCGCCCUCUGCUUUUGUGUCUGUUGUUGGGGCUGGAUGAGAUCAUGGAAACAGGACACAAAGGCAGAUGUGUUAGCAUCAGACAUCUCAUUCGCAUUUUCUUUAUUUUAGGGGUGGGUUUGCCUGCACAGGACUUGCCGAAUCCUGCCAGCAAAGGGGGGCCCCGUGGUCUGCCGGAAUCCUUGCCUCAGUGUGUAGUUGUUCCCAGCAGUACGCUGACCCAUGCUGCUGGUGCCAAGCGUGCCACUGGCUUGGGCAACCUGAACACUGACUGUGGAGCACGGUCGCCAUUUCUAACCGGGCAGCAUAUGGGCGUGUCGGACCCAACUGGGGGCCAGGCAGGCUUGCGUCCUUCUAUCCUCUGGGGUUAGGAAGACGAGUGGAUAGAAAGCCAGGAUCUGCCUGUGCUGUGUAAGACCCUCCCUCCCUCCCUUGUAGCAUUCUACAGUCCUGUGCAGGGGGUGGGUGGGUGGGUGGGGGGUGGAGAAUAUACUAAGAUACAGCUUUGCUGUAUUUUAACCAGGGAAUGGGGGGGAGGGGGGAGGCAUCUGGAAAAAAACAUUAGUCAAAAUUCCCUUGUUUUGAAACAAACUGGAAGAUUUAGAAGGGGCAUCUUUUUUGUGUUCAGUUCAAGCAACGUAUUUCAUUGGUCCUCAGUCCAGGCCAUGUUCACUGUGAACCAUGGGGACUAGAAUUUGGGGAAAGAGGGUGGGGUGGGAGGGAAAACAAACUUUUUUUUUUUGAACUGGUAACUGGCAAAUGUCCAGGAGAGCUCAGUUUUUGGUUCAGUGUGUAUCUAUGUACACAAAUAUGUAAUGGAAGGCUGACCGUAUUGGUGUCAGAGGGCAGAAGUGAUGAAUGAUAAAAUCCUGACUUGCUUUUUAAGAGAAAAUUAGCUCAAUAAAAGCUCACUGGGACUUGA